UCAUCAGAGGGUAAACUGACAAACCUGUGCUGAGCUGUAACCAGUCAUGGCAGACUGGAGUCUACUGGGAAACUUCCUGGAGGAAGUACAGGAGCACUCUACCUCAGUUGGCAAGGUGUGGCUGACCAUCCUGUUUAUCUUCCGUAUCCUGGUACUCGGUACGGCCGCUGAGUCAUCGUGGGGAGAUGAGCAGGAAGAUUUUAACUGUGACACUGAGCAGCCAGGCUGCGAGAACGUCUGUUACGACAGAGCUUUCCCUAUAGCACAUAUACGAUAUUGGGUACUCCAGAUUGUGUUUGUGUCCACUCCGAGUCUCAUCUACAUGGGCCACGCCAUGCACACUGUCCGCAGAGAGGAGAAGAGGAGGAGCAGAGAGCAGGACGGAGGAGAGCGGGAUGGGAGAGAGGAGGACCCAGGAGGAGGUGAAGGUGGAGGCGGUGGAGGACAGGAAAAACAGGGAAGGAAAGGAGACAAGGAUGGAGGAAAGGAGAAAAGAGAAGGUCCAUUAUCAGGUCGAGUUCGCCUGAGGGGAGCUCUGCUUCAGACCUACAUAAUGAGUAUUCUCAUACGAAGCGUCAUGGAGGUGGUGUUUCUGUGUCUGCAGUACUACCUGUAUGGAAUCCUUCUCAAUUCUCUCUAUGUCUGCCAGGCCAGGCCAUGUCCACAUCCGGUGAACUGUUAUGUCUCCAGGCCGACAGAGAAAAAUGUCUUCAUAGUGUUCAUGCUGGUUGUGUCGGUCGUCUCCCUGGUUCUCAAUGUGCUCGAACUGCAUCACCUGGCAUGGAAACACUGCUGCAGGCAGUUCGUCUUGCCCACAAAGGCCAUCACUCCUAACACUGCCCCUCCGGCCCGGCAGCUCUCACUAUCCCCCCCACCUCCAGACUUCAACCAGUGUGUGAUUGGCUCCUCGCACUUCCUGCCCCUGCCAUUCCCCAACCACCGACUGGCUAACCAACAAAACUCUGAGAACAUGGCCACAGAAAUAAACAAAAUGGCUGCAGAAGUAGAGGAAGUAAAUAUGAUGAACUGCUACUUGCCUGGAUGGCAGAAUACAGGUAAUAAUCCGAUCCAAGAUGGCGGAUACCUGAGGACUGACACUAACUGCUACAGCCCUGGGAGCAGGGACGUCAGCUGCCCUCAGAUCCAAAGUGGCGGCCCAGACGUACUGCUCCUUUGCCAGAAUGGAGGCCUCUGUCAGAAGGACAAGCGGAGAUUCAGCAAAACCAGUGGAACAAGCAGCAGAACGAGAGCGGACGACCUCUCUGUUUAGAAAAAAAACAGAUUCUACU
Monopterus albus (swamp eel) is the source of this 1289-nucleotide messenger RNA. RefSeq names its product gap junction alpha-5 protein-like. Gene Ontology annotation, molecular function: gap junction channel activity involved in atrial cardiac muscle cell-AV node cell electrical coupling. The transcript is spliced from 6 exons. The record is from RefSeq and is a predicted model, not a curated record. Lineage: Eukaryota; Metazoa; Chordata; Actinopteri; Synbranchiformes; Synbranchidae. The coding region runs from base 47 to 1270 and encodes 407 amino acids. Gene Ontology annotation, cellular component: connexin complex. Gene Ontology annotation, biological process: atrial cardiac muscle cell to AV node cell communication by electrical coupling; cell-cell signaling; heart development.